This is a messenger RNA of Williopsis jadinii, 1395 nucleotides long. RefSeq names its product FYVE zinc finger domain-containing protein. The transcript has a single exon. The record is from RefSeq and is a predicted model, not a curated record. Lineage: Eukaryota; Fungi; Ascomycota; Saccharomycetes; Phaffomycetales; Wickerhamomycetaceae. Gene Ontology annotation, molecular function: metal ion binding. The coding region runs from base 62 to 1237 and encodes 391 amino acids.
UUGUUGUUGCUGUGGUGCUGGUGCUGAGCUGCAGAGAAUAUAACGGUAGAAGCAAGGAAAGAUGGAUCCAGAGAGGUUUUCCUUUUCGAAGAAGCCCAUAAGCUUAUCCAAGAGAAGGUCUGUGAUAUCUGCGAUCAUGCCCGAUUCGUCUGGCGGGUCGCAGAACUCCAAAGAGUCGGCGAGAUGCGAUAAGACGAGGACGUUCAGCUGCUCGAACGGGAAGGAGGUGCUGGAGGAGGUUGGGUCGGAUGACCCUCUGCUGGACUAUGACGAGCAGAUUAGAGCCCCCAAGUUCCUCUCUAAGAAGUCGCUUGACGAUAUUGGAACGUCUAUAGAUUUGGCAAGGGGCACUGACAGUACCAAUUCCGGGCCUAUUGUCGCUGACGGGCCGUUAGACGAGAAGGUGUCGUCUAAGAUGAGGUCGGCGUCUUCCGGAGAGAUCAAGAGGGUGAGGAGCUACCAACCGGCAGUUGUGGAGAUUCCGUCGAGUGACGAUUUGGGGUUUGAUGAGCAGCCGUCAACGUCGUGCUGUAUGAAUUAUACGCUCUCACAGAUUACUGCAUCCCACCUGAUUUCGAAUAUUCAGCAAGUGAGGGACGAUGACGUCUCCGAGACGGGAUCACCAGAACUGUGCUCGAAGAAGAACUCUGAAGACUCCAUUGUUAUGAUGUCAAGGAAAGCACCGCAUUUUAACACUGCGCCUUUAAGACCGAUGUCUGAUCCAAGGACGCCGAAUUAUGUACCCUGUGUGCUGAGGCCUAUUGUAAGCACAGGGGAAGAGCUAUUACCAAAGAGCUCGAUAUUCGAUUCCUCGAUGGAGACACACUAUGGUGACUUGUCGAGGGGCCAUUGGAAGCCAAAUGGAUUUUCAAACUCUUGUAUGGAUUGUCACAAGCAGUUCUCGCUCAUGAAUAGAAGACACCACUGCAGGAAAUGUGGGAAUCUUUUCUGUGCCUCGUGCCUGCUGAACAAGGCCAAGUUGAAUUUCCAAUGCCAAUUCGACGUGAAUGGCAUCCUGGGGAAGGUGUGUUUCCAGUGUGGUAAACAGUGGAGUAACUACCUCUGUGAAAGUUUCAAGAUGGAUGUGGAUGUCAUAUCCGAUUUCAAAGCCUCGCACAUGGAGAAGAAACAUUCAGGUAACUCUGUGCUGAGUAAAGAGCUAUCGAAAGAUGAGCAGGUGCUGGGCGUUGAAGUUAACAGCAACGUUCCAGCUGAUUGGAGUUGGAGUUCCUUUUAAGUGAAGGGCUCCUUUGUUAGGAGAAUGGUUCCAGGCUGGUCACUGGAGUCUCCUUUGCAUUCGUUAUAUGGUUUAUUAUUUUGUAUAUGUUUAUAUAUAAUAUAUCCAUAGAUUCCUGUGAUAGGACAGGACAUAUACUUACCCAUAAUUAUGUUCGC